AUGUCCGACUCGCUUUCCAACGAUGCCCGCCCUCCCACGGACGCGACAAUCACCGUUCGCGUCAUAAAGUCCCUCAGAUAUCGCACAGAGCGUAGUAUCGUCCUCCACAACAUCAACCUCCUCACCACAACCGUCGGUCGUCUCAAGGAGAUCGCCAACCAAGCUGUCCAAACUCAGCCGGGUUGGAAGCCGUAUCGAAAUGUGCAUCUAGAUACCCUCAAGCUUUAUACGAAGGCACAUGGGUCCAAGACAUCUAAUCUUAUAAUUAAUCUUGACCACGACGAAUGGAUCCUUGAUGAUGACUCCAAGACUUUAGCGCAGGUUGACUUCGGUUCGGGCCAGUCUUCGAGACCCUUAGCUGUCCUGACUAUCGAUUCAGAGAACGAGACCGAAGUCAGCUUCUUCAACAGGCAGGACUACGAAGAAUUCAAACUGAAUCCGAAGACUAGUUGGGACGUGUAA
Cyclocybe aegerita is the source of this 462-nucleotide messenger RNA. Lineage: Eukaryota; Fungi; Basidiomycota; Agaricomycetes; Agaricales; Hemipholiotaceae. The record is from the annotation of a GenBank genome assembly.